Molecule: messenger RNA, 2113 nt
Organism: Labrus bergylta (ballan wrasse)
Lineage: Eukaryota; Metazoa; Chordata; Actinopteri; Labriformes; Labridae
Product: kelch-like protein 40a
Molecular function (GO): protein binding
Source: RefSeq, a predicted model, not a curated record
ACCAGGACCAAGAGAAUCGGACAAGAUGGCUGCCCUGACUAUAGACCCGGUGGAGCAGCCUCGGAUGUACCAACAGACCCUGCUUCAGGACGGACUGUGUGACCUCUUAGAGAAUGACAAGUUUGUGGACUGUGUUCUCAAAAUCCAGGACAAGGAAUAUCCCUGCCAUCGCUUGGUUCUGGCAGCCAGCAGCCCCUUCUUCAAGGCCAUGUUUCUGUCUGACCUGGAGGAGAGCAAGAAGAGGGAGAUUGUCCUGAAAGAUGUAGAACCAGGAGUAAUGGGGAUGAUCCUGCGCUACUUGUACACAUCUGACAUUAGUCUAACAGAGCAGAAUGUGCAGGAUAUAUUCAUGGUUGCUAACAUGUACCAGAUCCCCUCCAUCUUCUCCGUGUGCGUGUCCUACCUCCAGGAGAAGCUUGUUCUGGGGAACUGCUUGGCGAUCUUCAGAUUGGGACUCCUUCUGGACUGUCCCCGGCUCACUCUGCCUGCUCGGGAGUUCAUCUGCGAACGCUACCAGGUUGUCGCCAGGGACCAGGACUUCCUGCAGCUGGGCCCAAGCGAGCUGGCCAUCAUCAUCACCUCAGACGCCCUCAACGUGGAACGAGAGGAGCAGGUGUUUGAGACCGUGAUGGAUUGGGUCAAACACGACGAGACAAACCGAGUCAAAGAACUGCCUGAGCUGCUGCAUUGCGUACGCUUCAGACUCAUACCUCUGGAUUACUUCAAAGAGAAAGUAGAGCGUCAUCAGUAUAUACAGUUCAGCCAGGAGCUCAAGAAGGACCUUGAACUCGUCAAGGAUGCCUACAAAGGGCGUCUCCCGAAGCCAAGGAAGCAGAGCAGUGACAGGGCUAAAGGGGGGGAAGGAAGUGAAGAGGAAGACGAGGACGAGGAAGAGGAGAAGGAGGAGGAGGAAGGGUACCUGCCGGGGAUACUCAACAACAACCCUCGCUUUGGGAUGUUUGAAUUAGACUUAAUACUGAUGAUUAGUGACACGGGGACUGUGGCCUAUGACCCAGUCGGGAAUGAAUGCUUUGUGGUAUCAGAGUCGACAGAAAUCCCCAAGAACCACUGCAGCCUGUCGACCGAGCAGAACCAGGUGUUUGUUGUUGGAGGACUUCUCUUCAACGAGGAGGACAAAGAUGAACCCUUCACCUCUUACUUCCUACAGUUUGACCCGGUGAGUUCGGAAUGGUUGGGGAUGCCGUCACAGCCGAGCCCUCGCUGUCUGUUUGGGCUGACUGAAGCUGAAAACUCUAUCUUUGUUGUUGGAGGAAAGGAGCUGAAGGAUGGGGAGCACGUCCUGGACUCAGUUAUGAUCUACGACAGACAGUCAUUCAAAUGGGGAGAGUCGGACCCUUUGCCUUAUGAAGUUUACGGACAUGGAACCGUAUCACACAAAGGUCUAAUCUAUGUCAUUGGAGGAAAGUCUAAAAGCAAGAAAUGCAUGAAGAGAAUGUGUGUCUACAACCCAACUAAGUUUGAGUGGAAGGACCUUGCUCCUCUGAAGACGGCUCGCUCUCUGUUUGGGAUCACGGUCCACGACGAUCAGAUCUUUGUGAUGACGGGGGUCACAGACUCCGGCCUCACCAGCUCUGUGGAGGUUUAUGACAUCGCCACCAACAAGUGGUCUGAGUUCACAGAGUUCCCUCAGGAGCGCAGUUCCCUCAGUCUGAUCUCGAUGGGAGGUUUUCUGUACGCUCUGGGGGGUUUUGCCAUGAUGCCCAGUGAGACCAGCGAGAAGCCGGUCCCCACAGAGAUGACCGACAUCUGGAGGUAUGAUGAAUCAGAGAAGAGCUGGAACGGGAUUUUGCGAGAGAUAAGCUACGCAGAGGGAUCCACUAUCCUGCCAGUGCGCCUCAACACUCUGCGUCUCACCAAGUUAUAACUGAACUGUUGGUGCUGUACACCCAAUGUUGUCACAUGAGCAAGAACAUGAGGGUACUCAUUUUGGACAUUGGCACAAACAUUGGCUUUAGGUGCAAAAAAUGUUUCAGGGCAACAACUAUAUGUGUGAGGAAGAGAAAGCGUUUCAAGUUGUUGUUUCUUAUAUUUACAGCAGGGGGAGACAUAUACGUGCUGAGUAUGUAGGAGAGGUGACUGUAUCCAGUUUGAA